UCACCAAUCGGCGUCCAGCCUAGCGUCAUGCUGCACUUGGGAGGCGCGGGGCUAGUGCGGGGCCUGCGGGUGGUGUCGCCCGCAUGGCUGCGAGGUCCGGGUGGACUCCCGCUGGCCCUGGCGCGCACCACAGGGACGUCGGGAGCGCGGGACCGGCGAGCGCCGGCCUCCGGGACGCAGCGCGGGCGCGCACUCAGCCUGUCCGCCGCAGCCGUAGUGAACUCGGCGCCCCGCCCGCUGCAGCCCUACCUGCGGCUCAUGCGUCUGGACAAGCCCAUCGGGACCUGGCUGCUGUAUUUGCCAUGCACUUGGAGCAUUGGUCUGGCCGCUGACCCGGGUUGUUUUCCUGACUGGUAUAUGUUAUCACUCUUUGGCACUGGAGCUAUUCUCAUGCGUGGAGCAGGCUGUACUAUUAAUGACAUGUGGGACCGUGACUUCGAUAAAAAGGUCGAGAGGACAGCAAACCGCCCAAUCGCCGCGGGAGACAUUUCAGCCUUCCAGUCCUUCGUCUUCCUUGGGGCACAGCUGACCUUGGCACUGGGCGUUCUCCUGCAUCUGAACUACUACAGUAUAGCAAUGGGAGCAGCGUCCUUACUUCUUGUCGUCACCUACCCCCUCAUGAAAAGAGUCACGUUCUGGCCUCAGUUAGCCUUGGGCUUGACUUUUAAUUGGGGUGCGUUACUCGGAUGGUCUGCUGUCAAGGGCUCCUGUGAUCCAGCUGUGUGCCUGCCUCUUUAUUUUUCUGGAGUUAUGUGGACACUGAUAUAUGAUACUAUUUAUGCCCACCAGGACAAGAAAGAUGAUGCUCUGAUUGGCCUGAAGUCUACGGCUCUGCUCUUCAGGGAGAAUACCAAGAAGUGGCUCAGUGGCUUUGGGGUCGCCAUGGUGGGAGCACUGAGCCUGGCGGGAGCCAGCAGUGGUCAGACCCUCCCUUACUACGCUGCUGUGGCUGCAGUGGGAGCCCACCUGGCUCACCAGAUUUACACCGUGGACAUCCACAGAGCCGAGGACUGCUGGGAAAAGUUUACCUCCAACCGCACAGUAGGCCUACUCCUGUUCUUAGGGAUUGUGCUUGGGAAUUUGUACAAAGACAAGCCGGACAAGACGAAGGGAGCGGACGCUGUUGGAGAGGGAAGUGAGCGGACAAGCUGAGCUUGGUGUCCCCGGGAAGCAGGCAGGAAGACCGUGAGGUCAGGGCAUUGAGUGACACAGGAGGGCCCUGUCUCAAAGCAGCACGCCCGCUAGAGUUGUAGCGUGUGGGAAGAGUGCGUGGUCACCGUGCGAUACGCCCGAGCUCUGGGUCAGCAUAGACUCAUUUGUAAAACUCUCAGGGCUGGAGACCACAUUGCUAGAUUUGGACGAGCCGUCUGUUACAGAAGUAAGACGCACUGGGGUAGCAUGUGCUGGACCUCACGGCAGCUGCUUCCCCCACCUCCCUUCCGGGAACCUGGGCUUCUGCACGCUGUGCAGCCUUCGUCCUUGUUCCUCUCACCUGGAGUUUCAGGAGCUUCAGGAAAACCUUGCCUAACUCACUGAGUUAGUUUUGUUUUUUUUUUCUUUUCUUUUUUUCGGAGCUGGGGACCGAACCCAGGGCCUUGCGCUUGCUAGGCAAGCGUUCUACCACUGAGCUAAAUCCCCAACCCCCUGAGUUAGUUUUUUAUGAGAAUGGCCGGAUACUUUAUUUUCUCACUAAGAAUCUCCUGUGAGAACUCCUGUGAUCUUUGCUCACUUCCAAAGCUGAAUUCAAGAGCCAUUCUGAUUCUGGGUGUUUUAGAAGAGUAUGAGCAAAUAAAUAUGUUUCCACCCGUGUGUGGUUCUCCAUGA
Messenger RNA from Rattus rattus (black rat), 1824 nucleotides. It is a transcript of the gene Coq2, whose product is annotated as coenzyme Q2, polyprenyltransferase. The record is from RefSeq and is a predicted model, not a curated record. The coding region runs from base 28 to 1152 and encodes 374 amino acids. Gene Ontology annotation, biological process: ubiquinone biosynthetic process. The transcript is spliced from 7 exons. Lineage: Eukaryota; Metazoa; Chordata; Mammalia; Rodentia; Muridae. Gene Ontology annotation, cellular component: mitochondrial inner membrane.